UAGGGAUUGUAAAGCUGCACCAAUCAAUAUUUUUAUGUUGAUGCGAGUAUGUUAAUGUGAAAGAGGUCACUCAUCAUAACAAAAUCCAUAGUACAUUAAAACGAUGGCAGGCCCUCUCAGUUCUAUUGAGCAUUUUGGUGUCUUUCAGCAUUUGUUUUGGUUUUAUGGACAGCAGCUUUACUAUUUGGGUUCAGUUUUGCCGCUGUUUUUAGCCCAAAAGGAAAAAAAAAAGCCACUGUACACUGCCUGCCCAGCAUUUAUCAAUACACACAAUAUGAUGUCACCAUUUCAUAUGCUGGGGCUAAUAAGAUGGCCCUGUCCCCUCUGAAAUCAACCCCAGUCCGACUUUACCACCACAAUACUACUUUAUACACAAUCAUCACAUGUGUGUGCCUAUAUUACAGAGUUACAUAAUUUGUCUUUCUCCAAUGAAAUGGUGCACUCCAGUACAAAACAGUUGAUACCCUGCCAACUCAGCAGGCUUCAUAUCUACAUUGUAUGUGUUCAGCUGUGUUGGUUUGAUGAACCACUCCAUCAGAAUGUCAAAGUCUCCUGCAAAGCAUCAUACACCAGCAGAAUUAUACACCUUUAGACUUUGAACUCUUACCAGAUGACCUUGUUUUUCUAACUGAACAAGAAAAGGUCCUUCAACUCCUGAGGAAUAUGUCAGUGAGCAUACUGUAGUACUGGACUUUGGUGACUGAACAGUCAGAGAACAACACACAGAGAGUGAAAGGGGCAUGUCCCUCCAUUUUCUGUGGAAAUGCAACCCAUCUCUCCCAGCAAGUCACAUCCAACCUGUGGCUGUAAAUGGGAGGAGCGACAGAGACAGAGAGAGGGGCAGAAUGAGAAAACGCGGCGUCAGAGUGACAGACAGAAACACAGAAAAAGCACAGGAUGUUAAGUUUUGGUAGAUAUAAAUAUUACUGCAUCAGACAGCGUCAACAUUUUCCUCUGAAGUAAAGAAAUGAGUAUCUUUCAAAUUCCAUCAAUCCAUCUCUCCACACAAUUCCAAGUUCCAGUCCCCCCAACAGAAACACAUCCCAUAAUACAGUGUAUUAUUAACAACAACCUCAAGAAGCUCAAAAAAAUACUUAAGGACAACAACAUUAAUGACGUUUAUCCAUGCAGAGAGAGGAAUGACUACAUAACCCCACUGACUGCUGCUGUUGUAAAUCACAACAGAGAUAUUUUUACUUUCCUUUUGCAACAAGGUGCAGACCCAAACAAGGCUUCCCAAAAUAACUUAACACCUUUGCAUUAUGUCUCAAUAUCCAAAGCACCACUCUUUUUUGUGGAGAAACUGCUUGAAGCAAAAGCUAAUCCAAAUGGAUCAAAUACCAAAAAACGAAUCACACCACUGCAAACUGCUGCCAUCAGUGACAGGGAUGAUGUCAUGAAAGUGCUCAUAUCUGCUGGUGCACCGAUACCACUGUUGCCUGUCACUGAUCCUGAACAAAAUAUUCACAAUGAAAAAAUAUCUCAGAUGGUUCAUAACCUUGCAUCAAAUGGAAAUAAGUUUUGCUCCAAGAUCAGAUAUUUUAUGGAUGUGGCAAUUGCAGUGCGAGGGAAACCGCUCGAAGAAGUGUUCAAAACUUUUCACAGUCACAUGCUGCUGGAGGAUCCCCAGAACCGUCUUGCAAUGAUUGAAGUACUCUUUAAUGUAAAUGGGCUGGAUGCAGAAAAAUACCGCCAGGCAAGUAUUAAAUGGCUGAAGGACACUGGCAACCUGAACUCCUACAUUGCAGGUGCAGUCAGUCGUUUCCCAAACAUUCCCCAGGAUUAUGUCGUUCACGCAGUUUCCAGUUUACAUGCAGUUUUCUGCAAAGUGGAAGACAUACCAAAUGAGCAGGCUUUGGCUAUAAUCCCCCAUCUACUGAAACAGCUUGGCUCAAAUAAGAGACAUGAUACAUGUCAACUUGCUCUGCAAACACUAUAUGUGUUAACACAGAAGACAAAAGACACAAAUGGCUGGGAUCCCAACUUCGUUGAGAAGUUAUGCCAAACAGUUGCUCCUUUUAUAAAGGACCAGCACUCCUCUGACAUCAGAGUCUUCACAUACGGCAUAUUUGCAAACUUACUUUAAGUUAAACAUGCGGCCAACAUCUUUCCAUCAGUGGGGAUAACUUCAGUACCUGAGGACAUACUGACAUCUGCAGACAUGAAAAUGAAUGACAAGCUGAAAGAGGUGCUCAGACGACUGAAAGAUCAAUUCAGCAAACCAAACUCAGAAUGUGAAGACUCUAAAGCAUCACCUGGAUCCAAGAAAAAGAAGAAAAAGAAGAAGAAAAAGAGGGGAAAGACAGAAAAGCAAGAAAAAACAAUCGAUAAAGUUUGCACUGCCACAACUGAUCAAACAGCAACUCCUGUCAUGGAAUCAACUUAAAAUGUGAAGCCAUUCCACAUCAACACCACCAUGUCAUCAAUAAAACACAAAUGGCUACAAAUCAGCAAGAGGUGGAGAGUACAACUGGAAAAACUUCUGAGCACUGAUGAAAGUAAAGUCACCAGAGUUGGGAGCAUGAUUUAUGUGAACAAUGCAGAGUUCCGCAUAGCGAAGGGAAGUGAUGGCACUGAAGUUUUCUUGGGGCUGAGAGAUGACGGCACUGAAGUUGCUAUUAAGAAAAUGACUAAAUGCAACUAUCAGGAGCUGAAGAAUGAGGAAGGAUUCCUGCGACUUCCAGAGCUGGAUCAUCCAUCUAUUGUGCGAUAUGUUGACAUUGCAGAGGAUGAGAACUUUGGAUAUCUUGGUCUUCAACUGUGUGAAUACACCCUGGAAGAAUGCAUAAAAAAUAAAUAUGAUUGGCUGCUGAGGAAGAGUCUUGUGUAUCAGGUCCUUGAGAGUUUAAGGGUGCUUCAUGGUCAAAGUCCUCCAAUUCUCCACCGGGAUCUCAAACCACAGAAUGUUUUGAUAGGUAAGACAAGUUCAAAAUACACUGAAAUGAUGGAUUCCACUGUCUGAAAUUCAGGAAAAAUCUUUAUUAUUGUACUUAAUUUGUUUCCUGAGUUUAUCCCCCUGAUUUGUUCUGCAGAUGUUAAUGGGAGGGCAAGAUUAGCUGAUUUUGGCAUAAGCAGACGUUUAGCCAAAGGACAAACAACUUAUCGCACAGGCAGUGCAGGAACAAGAUGCUGGAUGGCCAAGGAAACUUUGGCAGAUGAUAGCGACAUACCUUACAAGUCGAACACUGAUAUACAGGUGGCAGGGAUGCUCACUUAUUAUAUCCUCUCUGGAGGACACCAUCCUUUCGGUGACAAAACUCAAAAAUGAGAGAACAACAUUGAUAAAGGGAAGUACAGUUUGGACCAUGUUCAAGAUGUGGUAGCAAAAGAUCUAAUUGAGGGGAUGAUCCAUGAAGAACCAAAGAACAGACCUAAAGUGGAGGAAUGCUUGAGUCAUCCAUUCUUCUGGACCUCUGAAAGGAAAGUUGAAUACUUGAGAAAGAGUGGAAACAGGAAGGAGGUUGAAAACUGUCGAAAUGCUGACCAGGAACUGAUCUCUUCACUGGAAAAAUGUGCUGAGGAUGGAUCCUUCAAACAGUGGAAAGAUAAGUUUCCACCACAGUUGGUCCAGAAGUUGGAUGGCAAGAAGAAACCCUAUCCUGCAAACACACUGGGAUUACUGCGCUUCAUACGAAACCUCCAUGAGCACUAUGAGGAAGAUGCAGCCCAAGUUGAUGUGAUGACGAUGUUUCCUGAUCUCUUUGGAUCUGUUUACAAGUUUGCCAAGACCCGAGGGUGGAAUUCAGAGACACCCUUAAAGCAACUGUUUCAGAGAGAAGACAUCACCACCAGCUUCACAAAGCUGUCCAUAAGUCCUGAGGAGCACCUGACUGUCCCAGUUCAAGAGUCUCUUCCCAGUGACUUGAAGUGAAGUUGAAAUCAGAAAGGAAAUCCACAGUUGCCACUAAUGACCUUAACAAUGGCUACCUUCUGUUCAAGUGUCCCACUUAAAUGAUGUGCGUGAACCAUCAUGAACUACACCAGGAUGCUGAAACUGAGGCAGCUAAAUGGAACUCAACCAUCAUUCAUUUUAUUAUUUACAUCUGUGUUUUUUUCUACUGUGACGUGUCAACAUGACCUCUGUGAAAUAAGAACGCAAGGUUGGCAUGUGUAUUGUACAUAAAUGCUCACAGUAAUAGUAAGUUUGUUAAGUUUUGGUUUCUGGUUGGACCCCAAAGCAGAGAUGGAUUUCAUUUUCGUUUCUUGAGCUGGUCUUUACUGCACUUCAAAUAGGGGCACUAGCUCACCUGGGAGAGCAGGCGCCUCAUGUACAAAGGCUGUGUCCUUGCCACAGCAGCAACGUGCCAUGAUCCUGGGUUUGUAUAUAUUGUGCUAUCCUAUGGACUUUGUUUAGGAGUUUCUUUUUGUGUUCUUUGUUUCAUGUUAUCUAUUAAUUUUGAAUCUGCUUCCUGUUUUAUUUUGUAAAUUCUCUCCAUGUGUCGUAUCCGGUUUUACUUCCUGUCUUUGUGAGUUUUAGCGCCAGUUUUCUGUCAAACCUGUCUCGUUAGUCUUUCCCUGUUCCUAGAGUAUUCCCUUCACACUUGUUCUGUAUUAGUCUUGUUCUCUUCACCCAAGUGUUCCCCUCCACACCCUUGUUGUUAGCCAAUCUCCAUUUACCUCCUUUUGCCCAUGUCGUCCGAAUCCAGCUGUCUCGUUCUUGUGAUUAGUUUUUUGUGUGUAUAGAUAUAUAUAUACCUGUGUGCUCUUUGUCAGUUCGCCUCUGUUCCUCCCAUGUUCAUCCCGAGUUCAACCCUGCGUUAUUCCUGUGCUCGUCCCUGUGUUGUCGAUGUUGUCAUUGUAUUUUUCCGGAUUGGUUUUUCUGUUUCUUUUUUGGUCCGCUUUCAUUUGGACUUUCAGUUACCUGCUGAAUCUGGAUGGGGUGUUUUUUUCCAGCUGUAUUAAAGCUUGCAUUUUGGUAAAA
Epinephelus lanceolatus (giant grouper) is the source of this 4921-nucleotide messenger RNA. The record is from RefSeq and is a predicted model, not a curated record. Lineage: Eukaryota; Metazoa; Chordata; Actinopteri; Perciformes; Serranidae.